GCGGCGAGGGCGCGCUGCCGGCCGCCGGCAGUCGCCGAGCGUCCGCCGCGCGCGCUGCCCGCCUCGCGCCGCCCGCCGCCGCGCUCCCGCCCGCUCCGCCGCCGACACUAAUCGCUUAUCGUGCUUCGACACGCUCACUGGGAGCUAGGAUCUUGCUCUCUACUUGCUUUCUGAGUUCGGAGGCUAGCAGGGUACGGACGAGAAGAUAUUUGUUGCUCGUACUAUACUUUAUAGUGGGUAAGGUUUCCUGGAACUUGUGGUGAUCAGUUCGCGGGAAAUCACAUAAAAUAAAUCUUCAUAGUGCGGUUAUAUCGUAAAUUAAAAGUUGUAGCUGUAUUUCAGUCGCUCCGCCGGGUUCCGUGUUGAAAUAAAUACAAACUGUCUGAACUGAAACUAUGUGCUGCGUAGUGCAAUACGUUCGUGCUGUACUGCUGUGAGCAGCGAGUGUGGGACUACUGGACGCAGCUGGAGGCGAGCGACAUCCAGGACCAUCGUAGGUACUUGUGCAUGUGUUGGAUCUCAUCUUUAGUAAAUAUGACUUUGCUGUACUGGUACCUCCUGCCGACUCCUGCCGACUCCUGCCACCUGGCGCUGUCCCCAGUCCCCAGGCAGCGGGCGGUUCUAGCGUUCAAACAGUGAUGCCGGCGGCGCAGUGAGCGCGCUGCCAUGGACGACCCCGAGCGCAUCGCGCGCGACGCAGCCGCCUGCCAGCAGGAGAUCAACGGCACCGCGCCCCCCGCGCCCCUCUACUGCGAGGGUACCUUCGACUCCUGGCUGUGCUGGCCGCCCACUCCCGCCAACACCACCGCCUACCGUGCCUGCCCCGACUUCGUGCCCGGCUUCAGUCCAGACCUAUUGGCGCACAAAGAAUGCACUGCGAACGGCACGUGGUGGCAGCAUCCGCAGACUGGCCGGCCCUGGUCCAACUACACCACCUGCGUCAAGCCGGAGGAUGACGUCAGCGACAUCAUCGCGGUGUACGAGGCGGGGUACAGCGUGUCGCUGGUGGCGCUGCUGCUGUCGCUGGCCAUCCUGCUGUACUUCAAGUCGCUGCGGUGCGCGCGCAUCACGGUGCACAUGAACUUGUUCGCGUCGUUCGCGGCCAACAACGCGCUGUGGCUGGCGUGGUACGGGCUGGUGGUGCGCUCGCCCGCCACGCUCACCGCCUCGCCCGUCUGGUGCCGCGCGCUCAACGCAGUGCUGCAGUACGCGCUGCUCACCAACUACACGUGGAUGCUGUGCGAGGGCCUGUACCUGCACACGGUGCUGGUGAGCGCCUUCGUGUCGGAGCGGCGCCUGCUGCGCGCGCUGCUGGCGCUGGGCUGGCUGCUGCCGCUGACGUCGGCGGCGGUGUACGCGGGGCGCCGCGCGGCCGGCCAGGAGCCGCUGUGCUGGAUGGACGAGGGCACGCCGCGCCUCGAGCUGGCCGUGCUGGCGUGCGGCGCCGUGCUGCUCAACGUGGCCUUCCUGUGCAACAUCGUGCGCGUGCUGUGCACCAAGCUGCGCGCCGGCGGCAGCGUGGGCGGCGCCGGGGGCCCCGCCCGGCCUUCCGCCACUGCGCUGCACGCCCUGCGCGCUACUUGCCUGCUGGCGCCGCUGCUAGGCAUGCAGUAUCUCCUAAUGCCCUUCCGCCCUGACCACACGGCGCGCUGGUGGCUGGCUUACGAGUACGUGUCUGCGCUGACGACGUCGCUGCAGGGGCUGUGCGUGGCCGUGCUGUACUGCUUCUGCAACGGGGAGGUGCUGGCGCAGCUGCGGCGGCGCUGGCGCGUGCUCACGUUCCGGCCGCGCGCCAACUCGGCCACGGCCACCACGGUGUCGGUGAGUAUGUGCGGCGCGCCCCGCCGGCCCCCGCUGGCCCCGCGCGCCUCACCCCCGCGCGUGUUGCAGUUCGUGCGCUCGAGCGCGCCCGGCGCCGGCGAGGACAAGGUGUGACUGGCGGCGGGCGGCGAGCCCGAGCCCGCGCCCGGCCGCCGCCGCACCAUCCGCUUCGACUGCGGCGACAGCGACGACGACGCGCCGCCGGACACGAGGCUGCUGUGAGCGCCGCCCGCGGUGUCAGUGCCAGUGACUGUCUCUACGUGUAUCUCUAGUGUUGUACAUAUCUGUAAAUAGUAUUUUUACAAAAAACAUAAUAAAUAAGGGUGUCUCAGGA
This is a messenger RNA of Spodoptera frugiperda (fall armyworm), 2155 nucleotides long. RefSeq names its product calcitonin gene-related peptide type 1 receptor (gene Dh31-R). The coding region runs from base 667 to 1935 and encodes 422 amino acids. The transcript has 6 exons. Gene Ontology annotation, molecular function: G protein-coupled peptide receptor activity. NCBI's taxonomy places the organism in Eukaryota, Metazoa, Arthropoda, Insecta, Lepidoptera, Noctuidae. Gene Ontology annotation, cellular component: plasma membrane. The record is from RefSeq and is a predicted model, not a curated record. Gene Ontology annotation, biological process: cell surface receptor signaling pathway; adenylate cyclase-modulating G protein-coupled receptor signaling pathway.